Molecule: messenger RNA, 1393 nt
Organism: Beta vulgaris subsp. vulgaris (sugar beet)
Lineage: Eukaryota; Viridiplantae; Streptophyta; Magnoliopsida; Caryophyllales; Amaranthaceae
Exons: 2
Coding region: 1-480 (159 amino acids)
Source: RefSeq, a predicted model, not a curated record
AUGCCAGAUCGUACUUUACGCCAGCUUGGAUUCAUUCAGGAGGUUCCCCAUCAUAUUUUGGAGCCGGAGUCUUGCUAUAGGCCUUCUGCUGGGGAUAGGUACAGGGUAGACUUCUCAUUUAUAGCACAGCGACAGACAUGGGAUUUAUUUCCACGUGCUUCACAGCUUAUGUUGGGUGGUCUGCAUAAGGCCCCACUUCCUUCGAUGGCGACAGAUGCUUACAUGCAGUGGUAUGAUGCGUACUCCCAUCGUUUCAUCAUUAACCCGACUGAGUUGCCAGAUGGUGGAGCCGGAUCAAAUUAUGUUGAGGGUUUGGUUCCAGAUCAGGUAUUAGCUUCGAUGUUCGGUAUGAUGGACCCGUUUAUUGAACGGGACACCAGUGAUCUGCCCGAUGAUUUUCGAGCAUUAUUUGAUGGACUGUUUGGGUGGUAUGAGGCAUGGAACCUUACCCGUGGUGUGGAUCGACGUCGGAGAACGUAGUCAUAUUUUGUAUUUUUAUUUGAACUAAUUAUCGAUUUAAUGAGAUUUGUAUUUUUAUUUGAACUUAUUGUUUUUCGGCUAUAGUGUAACGAUUUUAUAUGAGUGUUUAUUGUUUUUCUGCGAGUUAAUUGAAAACAUAUUUGAGUAUUUUUUGUUAUAAUUAACUGUCCUUUCAUUUAAUAGUACUAGCUUUAUAUGCACGCUAUGCGUGCGAAAUCACAUAAAAUAUAUAACUAUACCUAGUUCUAAGUACAGUUUUUAAAGCUUAAUAACUUUAUUCUAAUCAAUUGAACUAUUAACAAUCAUUAGUAACCUUAUUGGAUUUUAUAUCAAUAUGAUUACCAUGUAUGAAUAUUUUUUUAUAUUUCUAUCUAAUACUAACUAUAAAUUUUAAGUGAUUAUUUUUUUAUAUGUAUUUUAACAAUGAUUAGUAAUCUUAUUGUAUGAGGUUGACGUCUUUUAUUCUAAAUCUAUUUUGACCUCUAGUGUAUAUAUAUUUUUUUAUAUAUUGUUUCUAUCCAUUUGAAUGUAAUUUCAUGACUUUAUGAUAUUUCAUGUAACUACUUAGUGCUUCAUUUGCAUCUUAUAUCAAUAUAAUUAUCUAUUAUUUGUACAAUUUUUAUAUACUAACAUGACUUUUAAAAUAAUAUUGUUUAAUUAUAACUGUGUAUAAUUUGUUUAUGAUUAAAAUCUAUUUACUUCUACGCAAAAUAAUCUCAAACAUGAUUUUUUAAAAUUAAAGGUCAUGAAUAAUGAAGAAUAAUGCAGCUAAUGAUAAACAUGUUAUACCAAAAAAGCAUGUAUAUCAUGAUAUAUCAAAGAAAUUCAAAGUGUAAAUGACAAAAUGCUUAGUUCUAGCUAUAUCAACAGAUAACUUUAAUUAAUUAAAAAUGCAAUCCUUUUCAUUUAGAAU